Molecule: messenger RNA, 1271 nt
Organism: Penaeus chinensis
Lineage: Eukaryota; Metazoa; Arthropoda; Malacostraca; Decapoda; Penaeidae
Gene: Polr1C
Product: DNA-directed RNA polymerases I and III subunit RPAC1-like
Exons: 8
Coding region: 161-1186 (341 amino acids)
Biological process (GO): DNA-templated transcription
Cellular component (GO): RNA polymerase III complex; RNA polymerase I complex
Molecular function (GO): protein dimerization activity
Source: RefSeq, a predicted model, not a curated record
AGGUACGACAGCCGCCGAACAGCUGAGAGACACACGUGCGGCGAAGAAACCCGAAGUAAAUAAGCCAAAGCGAAGAAUUAAUAUCGGAGAAAGAACGCCAGUUUAGUAUAGCUGCUGACAGCUAUUCAUUUUUCGUUUGGGGACAAUCACGGAAGCCGCAAUGAGUUCGGGAAAAAUUGUGUUGAAGGAAUUCCAACUGGAUCAAGAACCCGGUAGCCCAGUUACAUCAAAGAAAAAGAAGAAUAAGGAUAAAAGUCCUGAAGAGAAAUAUGCAGGUUGCAAGAUAGAGAUUAUUAACAUGGAUGACAGAGACCUGGAGAUUGAUUUCAUUGGUUUCCACAUCUCACUUGUCAAUGCUUACAGAAGAAUAGUGCUUGCAGAGGUAGCAACUAUGGCAAUAGAGAAAGUUUACAUGUACAACAAUACUAGCAUUGUUCAAGAUGAGGUGCUGGCCCACAGGCUUGGCUUGGUACCUCUGAAAGUGGACCCCCGAUUCUUUGAGUUUAGGAAUAAAGAUGAAACAGAAUGGGGUGCACAAGACUCGGUAAAAUAUGAACUGAAGGUAAAAUGUUCAAAGAAGCCUGGGGCUGCUCCAGAUGAGACUGAUCCAGACAACCUAUAUGUGAACAGGAAAGUUUUGUCAUCAAGUUUGAAGUGGGUGCCAUUAGGGAAUCAGACAGACAUCUUCCAGGAAGCCAAUAUGCAGCCCCUUCAUCAAGACAUCCUCCUGGCAAAGAUGAAUUCCGGCCAUGAGAUCAUCCUUGAGGUUUACGCAGUUAAAGGUAUUGGCAGUGAUCAUGCCAAAUUCCAGCCUGGACUCAGUUGGUAUCGUUUGUUGCCGGAGAUAGAAUUAACCAGAGAAGUUGAAGGCGAACAGGCAGUUCUUCUCCAGAAAUGCUUUUCUCCAGGUGUUAUUGAGAUUAACCCUACACCUGAAGGAAAGAAGGUGGCUAAAGUAGUUGAUGCAAGGAAUGAUGCAUGCUCGAGGAAUGUGUUUCAGUAUGAUAGCAUCAAGGACUCUGUUAAACUUACCCGGAAACCUGAUCAUGUCAUAUUUUACAUUGAGUCACACAGUGCACUGAAGAGCUUUGAAAUCCUCGAGGAAUCUCUUAACAUCAUGAUUGGCAAAUGUGAUACAUUGCUUACAGAAAUAGAUAAAUAUACAGAUACUGAAGCUGAAAAAUGAUAUGUCAAGUAUUUGUAUGUCAUGAUUGUUAUCACUGGAGUCUAUACAUUCUUUGUCUCAUACCAAAAAAAAAUGUGAUCAUGCA